GAAUCUGGAGGCGCAAUGGCGACGGCACUGGCGCUGGCCCUCUCGGCCGCCGCCGCCCCCCAGCCCCCUCCCACGGAGGAAGCCCCCCCAGGAUUAGAUGAGCGGGAAGACGGGGUGGAGAGCGAGGCGCGGUGCGAGGCCAGCAGUGCUGAGUCUCUAGACAGACUUCUUCCUUCUGUGGGCACAGGCCGGUCACCACGGAAACGGACCACUAGCCAAUGUAAAUCAGAGCCACCCUUGUUGCGGACCAGCAAAAGGACAAUCUACACAGCUGGUCGGCCUCCCUGGUACAAUGAACAUGGAACACAGUCAAAGGAAGCUUUUGUCAUUGGCCUGGGUGGCGGUAGUGCCUCUGGGAAAACCACUGUGGCCAGAAUGAUUAUUGAAGCUUUGGAUGUCCCCUGGGUAGUCCUGCUGUCCAUGGAUUCCUUCUACAAGGUGCUUACCAAGCAGCAACAGGAACAGGCAGCCAACAAUGACUUCAAUUUUGACCACCCUGAUGCCUUUGAUUUUGACCUCAUCGUUUGUACCCUCAAGAAACUGAAGCAGGGGAAGAGUGUGAAGAUCCCGAUCUAUGACUUUACCACACACAGCCGGAAAAAGGACUGGAAAACCCUGUAUGGCGCCAAUGUGAUCAUCUUUGAGGGAAUCAUGGCAUUUGCAGACAAGCAGCUCUUGGAGCUCUUAGAUAUGAAGAUCUUUGUGGACACAGACUCGGACAUCCGCCUGGUGCGACGGCUUCGGAGAGAUAUCAGUGAGAGGGGCCGGGACAUCGAGGGGGUCAUCAAGCAGUACAACAAGUUUGUCAAACCAGCCUUUGACCAGUACAUCCAGCCCACCAUGAGGCUUGCAGACAUUGUGGUUCCCCGAGGGAGUGGAAAUACCGUGGCCAUUGAUCUGAUUGUUCAGCAUGUCCACAGCCAGCUGGAAGAGCGUGAACUCAGCGUCAGGGCAGCAUUGGCCUCAGCUCACCAGUGCCACCCUCUCCCCAGGACCCUUAGUGUGCUGAAGAGCACCCCCCAAGUGAGGGGGAUGCAUACCAUCAUCAGGGAUAAGGAGACCAGUCGGGAUGAAUUUAUCUUCUAUUCAAAGCGACUAAUGAGGCUUCUCAUUGAGCAUGCUCUCUCGUUCCUGCCCUUCCAGGGCUGCACAGUCCAGACACCUCAGGGGCAGGACUAUGAAGGAAAAACUUAUGCUGGGAAGCAGAUCACAGGGGUGUCCAUCCUAAGGGCUGGGGAGACCAUGGAACCGGCUCUGCGGGCUGUGUGCAAAGAUGUCCGGAUUGGCACCAUCCUCAUCCAGACCAACCAACUCACUGGUGAGCCAGAGCUGCACUACCUUCGGCUCCCCAAGGACAUCAGCCAGGACCAUGUGAUCCUGAUGGAUUGCACGGUGUCCACCGGUGCGGCAGCCAUGAUGGCAGUGAGAGUGUUGUUGGACCACGAUGUUCCGGAAGACAAAAUCUUCCUGCUCUCAUUACUGAUGGCCGAGAUGGGGGUCCACUCUGUGGCCUACGCCUUCCCACGGGUGAAGAUCAUCACCACAGCUGUGGAUAAGAAAGUGAAUGACCUUUUCCGCAUCAUCCCUGGCAUUGGAAACUUUGGAGACCGCUACUUUGGGACAGAUGCCCCACCUGACUGGAGUGAUGAGGAAGAACUAGUUGGGACUUAGCACACACAACCGCCAAGGAACUCCUUGCCUUCUCUCACCAUUCCCUUCCUCUGCCUAGACUAGCCUUCCAGGGCCUCCGAAAAGGGCUGGGUGGGCAGGGCUGGGGAACAACCUGGACUCUUAGGCUCCUAGGGUAUCAGUGGAGGGAGAAGAGAUUAAUUUAUUUUGAUUUAGCUUUGCCAGUGUAAUUUAUUUUGAAAGUUUUAUUGAAAAAUGAAAUAAAAAUGUUAGCCAAAUUGAAGUUACUAGUAGGAUUAGAACAGUUGACUAAGGCUUUUGCCACUGCCAUACUCUCCUCUGACACUUUAACCCCAAUUUUGAUCCUUGAAGCAGAGGAAGGGGCCAGGGCAUGGAAAGGAUCAAACGGCCUCCCAGCUAGUGCACUGGCCUAGCCGCGGCUCGACCUGUGAGCCCAGUGGAGCCUGGGGGAGAGAGAGAAUAAGGGGCUGUUAGUGCUUCAGGCUGACACGGGCCAGGAGUUUUGCUGGUACUCUCACACCUGCUGCUUUACAACAGCUCUGAAGCCUCUUCACAGGUGGCGUCACCUCACCGGCGUGGCACCAUUGCCUGUCCUGCCCAGGGCAUACACCACCCAUCCUGUGUAUAGAGUUCGAGCUUCAGCAGCCCCCUAAUGCCUGGUACACUAAAAGCCUCAGUCUUCCUCCUCCACUAAAAACUCACAUGAUGUGGUUGCAGUUGUCUUUCCUGCCAACAGCAUAGGGGUUUGUGCGUGGGUGUGUGGGUGUGUAUUGAGGGGCGGGGGUGGGGGUGGUGAAACUGGGAAAUACAGUAGAAAUAGGGGGUGGAGGAAGGAAGAAGGAGGGCAGGGUAGCCCCUCAGGCCAGGUCCAGAGGCCCCACAGUAUCCUCUGAGCUGAGCAGCAGCAUGGAGCCCUCAGCCUCCAUGAAGGCUUUUCCACAGGGGCCCAUUCACUCCUGUCAUUUGAGUCCGGACCCAUCCUGCUCUCAUUGAGCACCAAAGUCAGAGUCCCUAUGAGAAGGAAUAAUAGGAGUCACCCACCUCCCCAAGACCAUACUGAAACCUCACCAGCCUGGGCUAGAAAGAAAGCUGGGUGCUAGGAACUACAGCCACAUUUCUAUCUCUCUGAUUUAGCCCCGAGGCCCAAGUCUCACCCUGCCUUUCCCUGGGCCUCAGCCUUCCCUUUAGUAAGAUCUGGAGAGCCCUCGGAUCACUGAGAUUUGAUCAUCAUGAUACUCAUCAGAGAGGUUUGAAAUGAAGCUGUCAUAUGAUCAAGGCAUACAUUGGAUGGCGAUUCGAGGCAGGACAGCUCAAGGCACAGUCCCGGGAGCUGCUUGGAGCAGCCCUGGGAAGGGUGUAUAGCACAUUGUAGCCAAGUUGGUAGGCCCAGCCCUGCUUCCUAAGCAGCCUGGCCUGAGGAGUCGCACUCUCUCCAUACUCAUUUACCCCACCCAGUUCCUACGGAGCUGUCCUGGUGCAAAUCCCAAGGAAUUGUUUCUGUUUGUCAGAGUUUGACUAGGGAUGCUGCUCUUGGUGUCCCCCGUCCUUCACAUCAAAGCCUUUCUCCUCUUAUGGUCACCACUCCAGUUUAUGUCUUCGCUUCUUGCUUGGACUAUUAAGUCUUCUGACUACUCUCCCUACCUUCAGUCCGCCCUUUCCAAUCCAUCUUCCACACAGCUGCCAAAGUAGUUUGAAUACCCAAGUCUCAACAUGUCCCUCCCCUUCUUGAAAGCAUUCAUUCAUUCACUCGAAGUAUUUUUUUAAGGAUCUACCGUCUACUAGUUGCUGGGGCUUCACUGGCAAAUAAAUGAAACAGUCUCUGCCUUCAAGCUUACAUUCUGCAGGGGAAACAGCAUAAUGAUUUUGUAUUAUACAAAUGUAUAAUACAAAUUAUACAUUUAUAUAUUAUACAAUACACAUUUCUAUACAAAUUUAUAA
This is a messenger RNA of Vombatus ursinus (common wombat), 3588 nucleotides long. RefSeq names its product uridine-cytidine kinase 1 like 1 (gene UCKL1). Lineage: Eukaryota; Metazoa; Chordata; Mammalia; Diprotodontia; Vombatidae. Bases 16 to 1671 code for a protein of 551 amino acids. The record is from RefSeq and is a predicted model, not a curated record. Gene Ontology annotation, cellular component: cytoplasm. The transcript has 15 exons. Gene Ontology annotation, molecular function: ATP binding; kinase activity.